Glycine soja is the source of this 1545-nucleotide messenger RNA. RefSeq names its product F-box protein PP2-A13-like. The transcript is spliced from 3 exons. NCBI's taxonomy places the organism in Eukaryota, Viridiplantae, Streptophyta, Magnoliopsida, Fabales, Fabaceae. Gene Ontology annotation, molecular function: protein binding. The record is from RefSeq and is a predicted model, not a curated record. Bases 353 to 1249 code for a protein of 298 amino acids.
CCCCUGAAUUAGAAAUUCCUUUCUUAGUUGGAACGUUGAAGAUUUAAGGGACAUAAAGGAAUUCCACUUUAUCCUUUUUUUUCCCCAGCUCACGCACACACACGCGCACACCAUUUGGCUUUUAAAACCAAAAACCACCAAAUGGUGCCUUUGCCACUGCCGUUUCCUCCUUAUUCCACACCACACCUUCAAUAUAUGGAAGAAGCACUUUCUCCUUCUAUCACCCACCUACUUUAUCUCCUCCUUCUUUACCUAUGAACCAAUUAAACAACACACUUCAUCACAAAACUUUCUUUAUUCCAUUUCUUCAAACUUAGUUUAUAUAUAUAUAUUAAUCUAUUUCUCUUGUGUCAUGGGGGCUGGUGUUUCUUCAUGUAAUAAAGUUGAAAAAGAAGGAGGAGGGUCUAUUUCUUCAUCAUCAAGAGAUUCAAGACCCGGUCUUGGUGACAUCCCAGAGAGUUGCAUCUCCUCCUUGUUCAUGAAUCUUGAUCCACCCGAUAUUUGCAAAUUAGCAAGAGUGAAUAGGGCCUUUCAUCGAGCUUCCUCAGCUGAUUUUGUAUGGGAAUCGAAGUUGCCCCCGAGCUACAAGUUUCUUGCUAAUAAAGUUCUUGGUGAAGAAAAUAUUGCUACUAUGACUAAGAAAGAGAUUUAUGCAAAACUUUGCCUACCCAAUCGUUUUGACGGUGGCACCAAAGAAGUUUGGUUGGACAAAUGUAGUGGGCAAGUUUGUUUGUUCAUGUCAUCCAAGUCCUUGAAGAUUACAGGAAUAGAUGAUAGAAGAUACUGGAAUUAUAUUCCAACUGAAGAAUCCAGGUUAGGGAUGAAUAGGUUCCAGAGUGUUGCAUAUCUUCAACAAAUGUGGUGGGUUGAAGUGGUGGGGGAGCUAGAGUUUGAAUUCCCUGUGGGGAGUUACAGCUUAAUUUUCAGACUCCAAUUGGGCAAGGCCUCAAAGAGAUUGGGCCGGCGCGUGUGCAACGUUGAUCAAGUGCAUGGCUGGGAUAUCAAGCCCGUCCGAUUCCAACUCUCCACAUCCGACGGCCAGCUUUCACUCUCAGAGUGUUACUUGUGUGGGCCUGGGGAGUGGGUCUACUACCACGUUGGAGAUUUCGUGGUCGAAAAGCCCAAUGAGCCAAUAAAUAUCAAGUUUUCGUUGGCCCAAAUAGAUUGCACUCACACUAAAGGUGGCCUCUGCGUAGAUAGUGCCAUCAUUUGCCCAACGGAGUUCAAAGAAAGACUCAAACAAAGUUAGCUAAUUGUUAUAGUUUACACAGUUUAAUAAUUAUACAAUUGUGUAAAAUAAAAAAAGAAAAAGAGGCAUUGUUUUAUUUUUUUUAACAGAAUUUCGGUAUUAGUAGAAAGUACUCAAGUAGCCCUCGGUUUUAGGUGGGUUUGAGUAUUCUUUUGCAAAUUACGUGUAGUAAUGACGAAUGUAAAAUAAUAAUGCUAACUCGGGCAGUUAUAGAGAGUUUAUUGUUUUUGUUAUAAUAUAACUUCUAAGAAUUUAGUUAUAAUGCAUCAAUAGUAUAAACAUUUUUUCGACCGUUA